AUGCGUGCGUGCCAGAUGUCUUCGGAGGCGCGGUGUCCGGCCGGAUUCAGCUGCUGUGCGGGUGUUGGUGGUGCUUCGUCAACGAGGAGUGGUGUCGUUGUUGCUGCUACUGUUGUUGUUCCUGCUACUGCCGAUGAUGUCUCUGCUGCUGCCGAUGAUGUCUCUGCUGCUGCCGAUGUUGUCUCUGCUGCUGCCGAUGUUGUCUCUGCUGCUGCCGAUGUUGUCUCUGCUGCUGCCGAUGUUGUCUCUGCUGCUGCCGAUGUUGUCUCUGUUGCUGCCGAUGUUGUCUCUGCUGCUGCCGAAUGUUGUAUUGUUACUAACGCACGUGUUCGUUCUGCUUCAGGAAUGGUCUGGGACGAAAUCGAGAACGAAGACAUUGUUCUUCAGGACCGCCUUUCCGAUGUAGAAGCCGCCCUUCCCGUGGUACAGCUUGAACUCCUGGGUGGUACUGUCGGCUUCCAGAUGUAUGCCUUUCGCCAUCAACUGACUGACGCUCAGUAA
Closterium sp. Naga37s-1 is the source of this 501-nucleotide messenger RNA. Lineage: Eukaryota; Viridiplantae; Streptophyta; Zygnematophyceae; Desmidiales; Closteriaceae. The record is from the annotation of a GenBank genome assembly.